Molecule: messenger RNA, 2371 nt
Organism: Choloepus didactylus (southern two-toed sloth)
Lineage: Eukaryota; Metazoa; Chordata; Mammalia; Pilosa; Megalonychidae
Gene: JUN
Product: Jun proto-oncogene, AP-1 transcription factor subunit
Exons: 1
Coding region: 998-1999 (333 amino acids)
Biological process (GO): regulation of transcription by RNA polymerase II; regulation of cell cycle; regulation of cell population proliferation
Cellular component (GO): transcription regulator complex
Molecular function (GO): DNA-binding transcription factor activity, RNA polymerase II-specific; RNA polymerase II cis-regulatory region sequence-specific DNA binding; transcription factor binding
Source: RefSeq, a predicted model, not a curated record
GCUCCGAGCUGGAUAAGGGCUCAGAGUUGCACUGAGUGUGGCUGAAGCUGCGAGGCGGGAGUGGAGGUGCGCCGCCUCAGGGAGACAGACAGAUAGACGCAGUCCGUCAGUCAGAACGCUAGUGGAGAACGACCUGCACAUCUUGUUUUCUUUUCCAUUUCCUCACCAACUGCCUAGAGCUAGAGCCUGUGGCUUCGGGCUGGUGUUUUGGGGAGCACCGGGAGAGCCCCUUCUCCAGCCGCCCCCGGGAGGAGAGCCCCACUGCCCGGGCACUGACAGCCGCGGAGAGAGACGACUGCCCACCUGCCCGCCAGGGGAAGUCCAGCGAGCGGCUGCAGCGGCAAAGAACUUUCCUGGCCGGGAGAGGAGAGGGGACAAGUGGCCCCUGGUCCCAGAGACAACUUUUGCAAACCUUUCCUCCGCCUUAAGCUGCCACAGCGGCGGUAAAGAAGGCAGCGGCGGAGAGAGGAAAGAGAGGAGGGACGUGCGCCCAGCUUUGCUCACACCGGUUGCUGAACUUGGGCAAGCGCGAGCAGCGGCUGCCGAGCGGACCCCCUCCCCCUUGUAGCGGAGGAGGGGACAGUCGUUGGAGUCCGGGCGUCCGAGGCCGUCGCCGGCCAGCCACGGUGGGGUCCGAGCUGACCAGAGCCACCGGGGAAGCCGCUGUUCCCAGGAAGCCAGGUCAUCUGCGGGAUCCGAGGAACCUUUGAGCCAGACAAGCGCUCAGUGAGUGACCGCGACUUUUCAAAGCUGUGCAGAGCGCGCGAACGGACAAAUAAGAAAGAGUGCAGACGGCAUCUUAACCCUGCGUUCCCUGGAGCAAGCCGGUGAGGAGCCAAGGGGAGGACAGCCCGUGGGUGCGCGUGCUCUUAGAGAAACUUUCCUUACCAAAGGCCCGGGGAGGCUCGGGUGUUCCCCGCUUGUCCGCGCGCUGUUGCGGCCCCAGAACUUCUGCGCGCAGCCCAAACUAACCCCACUUGAAGUGACGGACUGUUCUAUGACUGCAAAGAUGGAAACGACCUUCUACGACGAUGCCCUCAACGCCUCGUUCCUCCAGUCUGAGAGCGGCGCCUACGGCUACAGUAACCCCAAGAUCCUGAAACAGAGCAUGACCCUGAACCUGGCCGAUCCGGUGGGCAGCCUGAAGCCGCACCUCCGCGCUAAGAACUCGGACCUCCUCACCUCGCCCGACGUGGGGCUGCUCAAGCUGGCGUCGCCCGAGCUGGAGCGUCUGAUAAUCCAGUCCAGCAAUGGGCACAUCACCACCACGCCAACCCCCACCCAGUUCCUGUGCCCCAAAAACGUGACGGACGAGCAGGAGGGCUUUGCCGAGGGCUUCGUGCGCGCCCUGGCCGAGCUGCACAGCCAGAACACUCUGCCCAGCGUCACGUCCGCGGCGCAGCCGGUCAGCGGGGCGGGCAUGGUGGCCCCGGCGGUGGCUUCCGUGGCGGGCGGCAGUGGCAGCGGCGGCUUCAGCGCCAGCCUGCACAGCGAGCCGCCGGUCUACGCCAACCUCAGCAACUUCAACCCGGGCGCGAUGAGCAGCGGCGGCGGGGCGCCCUCCUACGGCGCCGGCGGCCUGGCCUUUCCCGCCCAGCCCCAGCAGCAGCAGCCACCGCAGCCGCCGCACCACCUGCCCCAGCCGAUCCCCGUGCAGCACCCGCGGCUGCAGGCCCUGAAGGAGGAGCCGCAGACGGUCCCCGAGAUGCCCGGGGAAACGCCGCCACUGUCCCCCAUCGACAUGGAGUCACAGGAGCGGAUCAAGGCGGAGAGGAAGCGCAUGAGGAACCGAAUCGCUGCCUCCAAGUGCCGGAAAAGGAAGUUGGAGAGGAUCGCCCGGCUGGAGGAAAAAGUGAAAACCUUGAAAGCGCAGAACUCGGAGCUGGCGUCCACGGCGAACAUGCUCAGGGAACAGGUGGCACAGCUUAAACAGAAAGUCAUGAACCACGUUAACAGUGGGUGCCAACUCAUGCUAACUCAACAGUUGCAAACGUUUUGAGGAGAGACUGUCGGGGGUUGAGGGGAAACGGAGGAAAAAAAAUGACACGGAGAGACGGACUUGAGAACUUGACAAGUUGCGCGCGCGCGCGAGAGAGAGAGAAAAGAAGUGUCCGAGGACUAAAGCCAGGGGUAUCCAAUUUGGACUGGGUUGCGUCCUGACGGCGCCCCCAGUGUGCACGAGUGGGAAGGACUUGGCGCUCUCUCCCUUGGUGUGGAGCCAGGGAGCAGCCGCCUGCGGGCUGCCCAGCUUUGCGGAUGGGCUGUCCCCGCGCGAACUGAACGUUCAACUUUUGUUUAACAUUGACCAAGAACUGCAUGGACCUAACAUUCGAUCUCAUUCAGUAUUAAAAGGGGGGAGGGGAGGGGGAGG